Molecule: messenger RNA, 2406 nt
Organism: Fusarium coffeatum
Lineage: Eukaryota; Fungi; Ascomycota; Sordariomycetes; Hypocreales; Nectriaceae
Exons: 3
Coding region: 1-2406 (801 amino acids)
Source: RefSeq, a predicted model, not a curated record
AUGCCGACGACGCGAAAGGGUGGGAAGCCUAAUCAGCGUGCAAGAAUUCAGUCACAGUCGCUACAGAUUGGCCAACUCGAGACUACCCCAACAAGCCGUCACCUGCAGUCUCGUCGAGUGGACGAUAAGCCCGACCCUCCAAGUGCCCAGCAACCACCACAAGCAUCAGCAAAUGAGUACGAAGAUAAAAUUGACGAUGCUGAUUUGAUAGUCUUGAAUGAUGAACUAGACGUUCCAAAAGACUUUUGGUCCGAAGCUGCUUCCACUCAUCGAAGCACACCUGCUCCAGAAGCAGGCAGAGCCCAUUUCGAUAGUCCUUCAUCGGUUAUUGAUGACUUUUCGAGCCUGAGAUCGGGUUCGGGGAAGCUUCCUAGUACACAGCCUUUGCCAUCACAGUUGGUGGCAAGGCCUGAGGCCAAUAACUACGACUUUUUGGAAACAGCAACCACUGCACGACGAAGUUCGCCGGUGCAGCCACACAACACGCUAUCACGAGUCGCUCUUGAUAGAGCCUGGGAGUAUCCUAAGAACAAUACUGUCCCUGAACUACCAGGUACCAUCCCCGAUUCAUAUCAGGUUCCCGAGCUAGACGCCAUGAAACACUUGCCGGAGAACGAGCUAUAUGAUGCCACCCCGGCAUCAGAAGAAGAGCUCCAGGAUGCUCCGAAGCAACCUCAGGUUACUACGAAGUCGAAGCCACCACAAAAGGCUGGAGCGAAACGCAAGGCUACGAAGGGUGUAAAGAAAGCCAAGGCGGCCGUCGAGAUUUUGGAGGAAGAAGUUGGACCAGCUGAUGAGGAACCGUCCGUUUCUCCCUCUGAACAGCCUAAACCGAAACGCCAGAAAUUGGGGAAGACUUCUGAACAAGUGCAGAAAUCGCCUGCCGUACAAACACCAAAGUCAACCGAAGCAAAGGGAAGCGUAGUGAGGCGCGGCAAACAAAAGUUCAAGCCGGCUCUUGAGUUUGAUGAAAAGACACAGCAAGUCAUUGACAAGUCACCAAACCAGUCUGGACACAUGUCCAUGGUAGAAAGCAUGAGGCAAGCACAUGCUGCUUCAGUUUCGCCUAUUGAAAGCACCAAGAAGUCUACCCCUAAGCCUAGAAAGAAGCCAUCUCCCCGAGCUGUUACAAAGGCGGCUCCCAAGGCUGCACCAAAGCCAUCCCCUAGGGUUACAACAAAGGCUUCCCCAAAACCCUCUCGAAAGGCCGCCGCCGUUGCUGCUCGGCGCAUUACGCGCCAGUCAGCUCUAGCAGAAGAGUUGACCCAGCCGAGCUCCGAAGAAGUCAUUUCUCCAGCAGUCGAACAGGCAGAGCCUGUCACCAAAACUUCGGAUGCGGCGACAAAGAAGACAGCAACAAAGACAAUCGUGAAGACGGAACCUUUAUUGCAACCUGCGAAAGCUCAAGCGGAGCCCAAGGGUAUCAACGAUACUCAAGGCUCGACCGAGAAUCCUAUUCUACUCUCUAGCGCCGGUAGCAGUUCAUCAUUGUCUGAUGCUGGUGACUUUGUUCCAUUCAACGAUCAGGCUGAGGUUCCACCAGUAAAACAGGCCACUGCACGGGAGAAAUCUAUAACUGUGAGAGCCGACCCGAAGGAGCCCCUUUUGCAGAGAACCAACCGUCCGCCGAUUAGGAUUGGCCCAGGGGAGGUUCUGUCAGCUCGAGAUGCCAACAUGCUUGCCCAGUACAAUGCUUCCAAGGCAAAUACUUUGAAAAGAACUGCCACUGCACGAGACACUCUCGUCGAUACUUCUGCACCUCCUCGUAAGACCAUGAAGCGAUCUCGAAGCUUCAGUGUCAGCCGAGCAGGUAGCCCACUGCCUGUUGACGCGACGAAUCCUGUUGAAGACACAAGUCCGAUCUAUGAAGAGGAAGAUGAGCCUGAGCCUAUUCUUCCACAUACUCACAAGCAAAUCAACGGUCUGCAGCAAGGCUAUCUCUCAGGUCUGGCAGCUGCAAAGUCAAUGCCUGCAAGAACCCGAGUGUUGGUAAAGGAGAAGCCAAAGGAGAAGCCACGUGUUGAACCAACACUGCCCAAGGAUCCAAUUGAGGAGGUGGCAGAGGAACUACACGGGCACGUCAAAGCCAUGUUACAUCGACUUCAAAGCAGCGAGCACAUCAUUUAUCGAGCCGCGGAUGCUUAUCAGAAGAACAGUAUCGAUGGCGUGGAAAAGAUCGGACGGAGAUACGAACAGGAAAAACGGAUUCUUAGCAAGACAUGGAAGCGGGAUGGUGAUCGGUUUAUUCGUGGCGCACGGGCAGCGAGGGCAGCGCUGGACAAACAACGUGAAUUGCGGGAGGAGGUUACCCGCCAAAUGCAAGAGGCGGUAGCAACACGCCAGCAUCUAUAUCAAAAGGCUAUCACUAGUUUACACGCACUCCAGGGGCAGUUGACUCAAGAUUAG